AUGACUGCUGACAGCACCAUCCCAUCACAGGCAGCCGCCGUUGCCUCACAGAACGGCCAUCCUCGAACCAAGAUUUGCGUCUACUGUGGUGCUGCUCCUGGCGCGAGUCCUGCUCACAUUGAAGCUGCUCGUGCUCUUGGAAGAGCCAUGGCUGAGAACAAUAUUGACCUAGGUGAGUCACAACGAGAGGCGGUCCGACAGCAACCGAUGCCAACGCGGGCCGCCAAUCGCCGACCUCCGGUUUAUGGAGGAGGAACUGUCGGACUUAUGGGCGAGGUGGCAAAGAGCCUCUGCGCAAUCAAUGGCCCUGAGUCUGUUCAUGGUAUCAUUCCCGAGGCUCUGGUCAAGUUUGAACGAGAUGGCACCUACGGAACUGUCAACGAACAUAACCACAUUGUGCCCGAGGAGUCUGUCUAUGGUCGCACGACAGUUGUCAAGGAUAUGCAUACUCGAAAGAAGCUUAUGGCCGAGGAGGUUUUUGCUGGUGGUCCCGGCAGUGGUUUCAUCGGCUUGAGUGGCGGAUUUGGUACCAUGGAGGAAAUCUUUGAGACAACUACCUGGAACCAAUUGGGAAUCCACAACCGCGGCAUUGUUCUGCUCAACAUCGAGGGCUAUUGGGACGGUAUUGUCCAGUGGAUGGACCGCGCCUCUGAGGAGGGUUUUGUAAAGCCUGCCAACAAGAACAUCCUGGUCAACGCCGAUACUCCUGAAGGCGCAAUCAAGGCUCUUCGCGAAUACAAGGUUUCAGAUGCCAUCUAUCAGCUUCAAUGGGGCAGCCAGUAA
Molecule: messenger RNA, 783 nt
Organism: Fusarium musae
Lineage: Eukaryota; Fungi; Ascomycota; Sordariomycetes; Hypocreales; Nectriaceae
Exons: 2
Coding region: 1-783 (260 amino acids)
Biological process (GO): cytokinin biosynthetic process
Cellular component (GO): cytosol
Molecular function (GO): hydrolase activity, hydrolyzing N-glycosyl compounds
Source: RefSeq, a predicted model, not a curated record